CCAGCCUCAUACUUUCUCAAGGAAGGACAUAUGACUGUGGUGUUUGUGAGGUCGUAUUUAAGAGUCAGAGCUGCUAUUUGUUGUCUGCUGUGUGCAGGCUCAGUGCUAGUGCCUUUCCAGACACCUCAUUUGGUCUUCAGACAUCGCUGCAAGCUGAGAGCCCGAGGGUGGGUGAGGUUUCAGAGAUGUCAGACAUCCUGCGGGAGCUGCUCCGCGUCUCUGAGAAGGCUGCUAACAUCGCCCGGGCCUGCCGGCAGCAGGAGGCCCUCUUCCAGCUGCUCAUCCAGGAGAAGAAAGACUCAGAGAAGAACAAGAAGUUCGCUGCAGAUUUCAAGACCCUGGCGGAUGUGCUGGUGCAGGAAGUUAUAAAACAGAACAUGGAGAACAAGUUUCCAGGUUUGGGAAAGAAAAUUUUUGGAGAAGAAUCCAAUGAGUUCACAAAUGAUUUGGGGGAAAAGAUCACUGUGGAACUACGGACCACGGAGGCGGAGACAGCAGAGCUUCUCAGCCGAGUCCUUGAUGGCAACAUGCCGGCGUCUGAAGCGUUGGCUAAGGUGGUGCAUCAGGAUGUGGACUUAACUGACCCCACUCUGGAGUCCCUGGAGAUCCAGGUCCCGCAGGACAUUCUGGGAAUUUGGGUGGAUCCCAUCGAUUCAACCUAUCAGUACAUUAAAGGUUCUGCCGACGUGAAGUCCAACCAAGGAGUUUUCCCCAGUGGACUUCAGUGUGUGACCAUUUUAAUUGGCGUCUAUGACAUCCAGACAGGCAUGCCCCUGAUGGGAGUCAUCAACCAACCUUUCGCGUCUCAAAACCUGACGACACUAAGGUGGAAAGGACAGUACUACUGGGGCCUUUCUUACAUGGGGACCAACAUCCAUUCCCUGCAGCUCGCCACCUCGAAAGGGAACGACGGUGAAACCCAGACUGAACACGCAGACGUGGAGCUCGCCCGCCCCUGUUCUGCGGUCAUCAGCACCAGCGAAAACCAGACCAUCAAAGCCGCGCUGUCGCGCGUGUGCGGGGGCGGCGUCUUCCCCGCGGCUGGGGCGGGCUACAAGAGCCUCUGUGUAGUCCAAGGCCUGGUGGACAUUUACAUCUUCUCAGAGGACACCACGUACAAGUGGGACUCCUGCGCAGCUCACGCCAUUCUGCGGGCCAUGGGUGGGGGCAUUGCAGACAUGAAGGAGUGCUUGGCGAGAAGCCCCCAAACGGGGCUGGACUGGCCACAGCUGCUGUAUCACAUGGAAAACAGAGGCGCUUCCGGGGUGGACCUCUGGGCCAACAAGGGAGGACUGAUAGCGUACAGGUCCAGGCAUCGGCUGGACUCCUUCCUGAGCUGCCUCAUCCAAAACCUCGGGCCUUUGAAGACACAGACGUAGGACUCUGACCUCAACUCGCCCUUGAACCGAACUGAACCUCUUCUUGUUAAUCUCCAUCUGUCAAAUAUAGUUUCGUCCUAUUGAUGGUUAAUGUUCACCGUCCUCCUUUGAGGAACAUUUCCCCCAUUAUGUGUUCAUAAUGUUAAUUUCAGUAAAUUAAUGACAUUCAUGUCACAACUAAGUUGGUAUAUAAUAUUCUUAUAGUGAACGUUGUGCUGUUAAUGCUGCUUGGAAACCAUCAAUAAAGUACCAAGGGAGGAGCAAAAA
This is a messenger RNA of Peromyscus maniculatus bairdii (prairie deer mouse), 1646 nucleotides long. RefSeq names its product inositol polyphosphate-1-phosphatase (gene Inpp1). Lineage: Eukaryota; Metazoa; Chordata; Mammalia; Rodentia; Cricetidae. The record is from RefSeq and is a predicted model, not a curated record. Gene Ontology annotation, molecular function: inositol-1,4-bisphosphate 1-phosphatase activity. Gene Ontology annotation, biological process: phosphatidylinositol phosphate biosynthetic process.